Messenger RNA from Plasmodium reichenowi, 2094 nucleotides. RefSeq lists its product as hypothetical. Lineage: Eukaryota; Apicomplexa; Aconoidasida; Haemosporida; Plasmodiidae. The record is from RefSeq and is a predicted model, not a curated record. The transcript has a single exon. The coding region runs from base 1 to 2094 and encodes 697 amino acids.
AUGAGUAGUAACAAAGAAAAUAAAAGAAUAAGUAAAAAGAGCUUCGAUAAAAAUAAUGAUAAUGGAAUCCCCAAGUACAUGUGUACAAAAAAAAAUAAUUUAAAUAGUUUUAAAUCCGAAGAAUAUAAUAUAAAAGAGAAUAUAUCAUAUGAUGAUAUAAUAAGCAUAAAUUUAAAUAAAAAAAAUAAAACAAAAAGUUAUACUGAUAAUUUACUAAUAGAAAAUAAUAAUAAAAAAAAAAAUUAUAAUACUAAAAAUAAUAUAAAUAUAAAAAAUAAGAUAUGUAAAAAUAUUAAUAAAACGAUUGAAGAAAAUAAUCACACAUGUAAUAAUAGAGCAUAUACAGAUAGUUAUUAUAAUAACAAAAAUAUGAGGAGUAAUUUGUAUAAUAGUAAAUAUAUUAACACAGAUAUAAAUAAUAAUUUAUACAAGGACAAAAUCUCUAGUGAUAUUUAUAAGGACAAAAUAUUGAGUGAUAUAUAUACGAAAGAAAAUAUGAAUUGUGAUAACCUUUAUAAUAACGAAAAUAAAACAAAGAAAAAAACAUUUUUGGUUAAUCAAGCAGUUUUCUUUACUCCUAAAAAAAGUGUACUUAAUUCAAGCAAUGAAAAAAAAGAUACUGAUGAAUAUAAAAAGUCACAAAAUGUGAAUCAUGAUAAUAUAUCGAUCGAUAAUAUGAAUAAUCAUUCGUUAUACAACAAAUCGUAUGAAACAAAUAGUCUUAAAAGUAUUAUUAUUAAUAAUAAUAGUAAUAAUUAUUUAAAUAAUAUUGAGGAGAAGAGAAAAAGAAAUGGAACUUUUGGUAUUCAAACAAUUUUAAAGAGGAAAGAAAAUGUAUUACUUGAUAGUAAGAAUAUUAAUAAUGUAAAUAUAACUAAGGAUACGAAAGAGACAAGGAGUAAUAAUAUGAAUAGUAUGAAUAAUAUGAAUAGUAUGAAUAAUAUGAAUAGUAUGAAUAAUAUGAAUAGUAUGAAUAGACGUAAACACUUAACGUGUGAAGAUAAAGAAGAAAUCGAAAUUCACACAAUUAUAGAAUCAGAUGCAGAAAAAGAUAGUGAUAAAGAAAAUAUAGAUGUAGGGAUGAAACGAAAAGGUGGUAACAGUUAUAAUAUUAAUAAAUAUAAUAAAAUGAUUAAUAUAAAAACCGAUAUGAAUCCAUAUCAUCAUAGUAGUCGUAGUGAACAUAAUUUUGACAUAUACAACGAAAAUAAAACAAUUAAUUUUUUGCAUGUUAAUAAAUUAAAUAAUACUAAUAAUGAAGAGAACGAUAUAAACAGUAAUACAAAAAAACUAGAUUAUUUAAAUUUAUGUAAUUAUUCAACAGAAAAAAAAACAGAUAUGUUAAAUUUAUUUCAAGAACUUUUAAGUUAUUGUGAAUGUUUAAAAAGAAACAGAAAAAAAAGUAGUUAUGAAAUUCAAAAAAUCAGGGUAAGUUAUAACAAGGUGUCUGAUUUAUUGAAAGAAACAUUAAAAAGAGAACAGAAUAGUCAUAUAAAAAUUGAGGAAUUAAGAAAUAUAAUAAUUAACUAUAAUGAAAAAUUUGAUAGAAUAAAAAAUAAUUCAGAAGGUACCAUUACCAAUUUAAGUAAAAAUGUGCAAACAUUAAUAGAAUUAAAUAAUAAUUUAGAAAACGAAAUGAACAAAAUGAUUGAUGAAAAUGUACAUCUUCGAAAAAUUGCACAAAAUGAAUUAUUACUAAACAAAGAAAUAAAUGAUUUAAGAAAACAAUUAGAAAUUUUAAGUAAUGAAAAAGUAUUACUUAUUGAUCAAAUAGAUUCUUUAAGAUUAGAAAAUUCAAAAAUAGAAAAUGAAAAAAAUGUUCUUUUAAGUGAUAAAACUGUACUUAAUUGUAAAAUUGACGUAUUAGAAAAUCAAAUCAAAAAUAAUAUGCACACACUUAAAAAAAACUUAUCUGAACAAAUAGAAAAUAGCCCCUUCUGUGUACAUACAGAUAAAGAAAUUAAUGAGCACAUUAAUAAUUAUUUAAAUUUAAAUCAUGAUGAUAGGACAGAACUUUUCAAAAAUUUCUUGUAUCAGUGGAGAGAAACAAAUAAAGCUGGUCAAAAGUUUUAUGACCAAGCAUUUUGCAACUGA